AACCGUACAAAAGGUCGCCAGAUCUACCCGAUUCACCUGUCCAAGGUUCGCUGACCCCAACACAUUCUGAAUUGAAGGGCUCUCCUCUGAAUGUGCAAUCUGUUGAUACUCCGGCCCGACGCGCUUCUGGACCUUUACCUCCUCCGUUACCACCCCGUUCGAACUCGCGCAACCAAUUGGGUCCUCAAUGUGGUGUUAUUUCACGCCCUGGCUUGUGCACCUCUGUGACGACGAGUGAAACAUUGGCGAACAACAGUCCCACCACCUUGAUCGAUUGUAUGGCAC
Molecule: messenger RNA, 285 nt
Organism: Opisthorchis viverrini
Lineage: Eukaryota; Metazoa; Platyhelminthes; Trematoda; Opisthorchiida; Opisthorchiidae
Exons: 1
Source: RefSeq, a predicted model, not a curated record